Molecule: messenger RNA, 1477 nt
Organism: Notodromas monacha
Lineage: Eukaryota; Metazoa; Arthropoda; Ostracoda; Podocopida; Cyprididae
Source: the annotation of a GenBank genome assembly
CUUUCGGCUUCAGGUUUGAAUAUCACUGGUUCGUGUCGCUUGUGAUAUGCGGUUGAUUUGCCCUUCAAGUGUUGUGUGUUGUAACAGCACUUCUGCAAUGAGUUGGAGUAGUCUUUCUUCAUUUGUUCUGCUUUCUCAUCAAUGCGGUUUUUCGCAUAGCUGCGGUGUAAUCCAAACCUUAAGGGCUUCAGCGUCUUCAGGUGUUAUUUUAUUUAGGAUAGUGCAGUUGGUCUGAUAGAAAUUUUUUUUCCAGCGUGAGUCUGUUUAUCUAGUGGGUUAUUCAUCCUUGACGCUCUUCAUUCGAAGUCUGAGCUCGUAUCUGACGAACUAUAUCUCGAGAAUGGGGAAACUCUGGUCGAUCUGCCUGUUGGCAGCUUUCAUAUCAACUGUGUCUGGGGAUUACACUGCACCAGUCAGCUACGAUACCCCCGUAGAAAGUUACUCAGCACCCACUUCAUACAACACCUACGGAGCUCCUGCGGCUGUUGCUGGAUAUGGACACCAACCGGCUCCUUACAGUGACCAAGGAAAGAGUUCGGUUUCUGUCACUUACACUCCUCUGGCAGCUCCAAGCUACCAGGCACAAGCAGCUGGCGGGUACCAAGCACCAUCGUCAGCAGCUGGAUACGGGCACCAAGCAGCUCCAAGUGUCGGCUACGGAUACCAAGCACCAUCGCAGCCCAGUUACCACCCUGCAAAGCCUGUCCGCGUGGACACGGACGUGCGGUACUACGCUCCGAUUUUCAAGAAGUCCGGCUACGGGUACCAACAACAAGUGCAUAAAGUUGGGGAAGCUGCUGUUCACCAGUACUCCUCCAAGACGGACAUCCACGGUGGUGGAUAUGCCGACGAUGGCUACGGUUCCCACGGCAACCAAGUGAAUUCUCACCCGCAAUACAAAUACGGCUAUGACAUCAAGGGCGGCUAUGAUUUGAACGUGAAUGCCCACGAAUCUCGAGACGGAUACAUCACCAAAGGAUCUUAUUCUUUCAAGCAACCCGACGGUUUGACGAGAAUAGUUGACUAUUACGUGGACAAGUGGGGCUUCCAUCCGACAGUGAGAUACGUUAAGCAUUGAACAACAAUUUUUUUCUGAGGAGACAAGCGACUUCGGGAACAAAUCAGAUUGGUCGUCCUUUUUCUGUUGUUGAAAAGACAAGGUAAAAUACGUGAGAUUUUUGUUGAUUUCAAAAGUGCCCGGCAACGCGGAGAAAAGAAUAGAUUCGUGUUUUUGUCAAAAUCGGACAGUGUUCUCGCAAGUGUUUUCUUUUGCCAUUUGUGGAUAUAUCAUAUAUGUUCAAUAAAAACUCUGUAUAUUCAGUUUUUUUUAUUCACUUAUAUUUUCACCGUUGUGAGGAUUAGGUUGUCUGCGGAACGAGACUGAAUUGAAGGAAAAAAAUCAUGAAAUUUCAUCGAGGCAUUUCUGAAAAUUUUGUUUUACGGAAAAUGAAUGGAAGGAGAGAUUGAUGAAUGAUGA